This is a messenger RNA of Aplysia californica (California sea hare), 2024 nucleotides long. Its product is annotated as cytochrome P450 1B1. Gene Ontology annotation, molecular function: heme binding; oxidoreductase activity, acting on paired donors, with incorporation or reduction of molecular oxygen; monooxygenase activity. The record is from RefSeq and is a predicted model, not a curated record. NCBI's taxonomy places the organism in Eukaryota, Metazoa, Mollusca, Gastropoda, Aplysiida, Aplysiidae. The transcript is spliced from 8 exons. Bases 201 to 1715 code for a protein of 504 amino acids.
UGUGAAACGAAACUAGGCUAGAGUCUAGGCCUAGAAUCUAGAUCAGACCCAGAUGGCCUGGUCCAGCACUUGAAUUGACGUAGCCUAAUCAUACAAUUUGCUCUUACACUCGAGUCUCAGGAUGCAUGCAAGUGCUAGCCGUUCCUAUCCGCUCUAGCUCUGGAUUCUGAUUUAAACAGAGCUACCGUUAUCAAUCAAUCAUGGCUCUGGAGCUGGUCCUGGUGGGUGUCACGUGCGUCCUCCUGUGCACCUACCUCUUGCUCUGGCACUGCGACCGCCGGAAGUAUGCGCUGAUCCCCAUGGCGACGCCACGGAGACCGUUGCUGGGCAACGCCGGCCAGCUGGACAUGUCGCGCUGCCAUCUUGUCUUGACGGAGUGGGCGGAGCGAUUCGGGCCCGUGUUCCGCAUCCGGGUGUUCAGCGAGGAGAUCCUGGUGCUCAGCGACUACGCCAGCGUCCACGACGCUCUGGUGGUGCAGGGCAGUGCCUUCUCCGGAAGGCCCCCCAUGUACCGCACUGCGCAGGCGCACAGACACAGGCACUCCAUCGUCUGGCAGACCUACACCGAGAAGCUGCAGUUUCUCAGGAAGGAGGUGCUGAAAACACUGAAGAUGUAUGGCGACGGCAUGGACAAUUUGGAGCACAAGUGUCAACCGGAGAUUUCCGCCAUGUUGGCUGCUAUCGGCGAGCACGGGGGGCGGAGCUUCGACCCCUGGGAUCACGUGUACCACGCUGUGUCCAACGUCAUGCUGGGGCUGACCUUGGGCACGACCUUUGAUCACUCUAGUCCAAACUUCCAAACAAUCAAGGACAUCAACUCUUUGUUUAACGACACUUUUGGCUCUGGCAGUGCUCGUGGCAUGGAUUUCCUCCCCUGGAUCAGCAAGCUCAGAUGCUAUGGUUACUCUAAACGCUUGCAAGAGGCAUUGAAACUGCGGGACGUCUUUUGGGAAAGGGAGCUCAAAAUAUUAAAAGGUCGUGAAGAAACAGACUGCAUUGUUCAACAACUGCUUUCCUUGGCUUCUACACCAAGUGGUCAGGAGCUUGGCAUUACAGAGACUACAGCCAAAGAGGUCUUCACUAAUCUCAUCUUAGCAGGGACUGACACUACAGCCACAGCACUGACCUGCCUGCUGCUAGUUUUCCUCCACUACCCUCAAGUUCAGGAGCGCAUGUGGGAGGAACUCAAUGACCACAUAGGGAGCGACCGACUCAUACAACUGGCUGACCGCUCACACAUGCCGUACUUCCAGGCAGCGCUGUUAGAACUUCUACGCUUCACGUCUCACGUAGCGCUGGCUGUGCCGCAUUAUACCAUGUGCGACACGAGUGUGUUGGGCAUUCCAAUACCUAAGAAUAUGACGGUUUACAUUAACUUGUGGGCACUUCACCAUGACCCAGCUGAGUGGGCGGACCCCUGGGAAUUCAGGCCGGAACGUUUCCUCGAUGCCAAGCAACGGUUGAUCCCUCCAAGUCACCCCGCCCGGAGAAAACUCAUGGUGUUUGGUGCCGGGCGACGGGUUUGUCUCGGAGAGGCUCUGGCAAAGAACAGGCUGUUCCUUUUUGCUGCUGCCUUAGUACAACACUUCCGCUUCGUGCCCAGUGCUGGGGACAUGGUGGGCGGGGGACUUCCUCCGCUGGAUCCCCGGACUUAUGAAAUGGGCUUGGUGAUACAUCCCCGACGGUUCAAGCUGCGAGCGGUUGUGAGGCAUUAACACAGAGACUGUCUUUGAGUGCUGUCAGGAUAAAUUGACUGUUUAGGAGGGGGGUUUUUUUUCCUUUUCAUCAAACCAUAUUUCUUUCAGCACCUGAUGAUGUUCUGUGAUUUGACAUUAUGACAUCAAAGCUGUGAGCAAAGUUUAGAGAAAGUAGCUCUAUGGAUUGUAUGGUGCCUCAGUUACAUCACUCGUGACAUUUGCAAGAGAUAUGAUUAUAAUACUCCUAAUAAACUUUAUAUUUGAGGCAGCGUGGUGGAAUCAGCCACUCGUCAAUUUUUGGGCAUGUGGAGUUAUUGGUGUCAUUUA